UUGAAAAAUUGCGAAAUGCCAGGCUUGUUUGUCAUGCCUAGUUGUCAUGAUGCCUGCAAAGGAGGAUACAUAAAACGUCCAUAUGUCCGUGCAAACCUUCUCAAUCGAGAACAUCGUAAAUCGAUCGCUGUUGAUGUCGGCCAUUGCUGUCAUCCCAUUACGAGUGUACUGACGGGACAAAACUGCGUGUUGGAGAUGUUUUUAUCUUCUACAAUUCGAAGUGUUGUUCACCAAACGGCUAGGCAUGUCAGGAACCUACACCAGUCCACGGUCAGAGCUGGAGCAGGGGGCAUCUUUGUGCACAGAGACACACCCGAGAACAAUCCGGACACACCUUUUGAGUUCACCGCUGACAACCUGAAGAGGAUCGAUGCCAUUAUCAGUAUGUAUCCAGAGGGACACAAGCAAGCAGCCACCAUCCCCGUGUUGGACCUGGCCCAGAGGCAGCAUGGCUGGCUCCCCAUCUCAGCCAUGAACAAGGUGGCCGAGGUGCUCGAGGUCCCACCAAUGAGGGUCUACGAGGUAGCAACCUUCUACACGAUGUUCCUCAGGCAGCCGGUGGGGAAGUACCACAUCCAGAUCUGCACUACAACUCCCUGCAUGCUUUGCAACUCCAACAGCAUCCUGGAAGCCAUCCAGAACAAACUUGGCAUCAAAGUGGGAGGGAUGACAGCAGACAAGAUGUUCUCCCUAAUCGAGGUGGAGUGUCUCGGGGCCUGUGUUAACGCCCCAAUGGUCCAGAUCAAUGACAACUACUAUGAGGACCUGACUCCCAAAGACAUGGAUAAGAUCAUAGAUGAGCUGAAGGCUGGGAAAAUCCCUCCACCUGGGCCCAGGAACGGACGUUUCUCCUGCGAGCCUGCAGGUGGACUGACAUCUCUGACUGAGCCUCCACCAGGACCUGGCUUUGGUGUCAGAGCUGAUUUAUAAAGACCUGCAGAAAGAGAACCUGUAAGACCUUUAUAAAGACCUGACCUCCACUGGCAUGCUGAAGUGUAUGUAAAUAAAAUGCCCUUUUAACUGUG
Esox lucius (northern pike) is the source of this 1025-nucleotide messenger RNA. It is a transcript of the gene ndufv2, whose product is annotated as NADH:ubiquinone oxidoreductase core subunit V2. The transcript is spliced from 9 exons. Lineage: Eukaryota; Metazoa; Chordata; Actinopteri; Esociformes; Esocidae. Gene Ontology annotation, biological process: mitochondrial electron transport, NADH to ubiquinone. Gene Ontology annotation, molecular function: NADH dehydrogenase activity. The record is from RefSeq and is a predicted model, not a curated record. The coding region runs from base 16 to 930 and encodes 304 amino acids.